AUUUGCUGCCAAGGAGUGUGGUGGAGUCUCCUUCUUCUGUCAAGAAUGCUUUAAUGGUGUUUCCUGCUUGGCAGGGGGUUGGACUGGAUGGCCCUUGUGGUCUCUUCCAACUAUGAUUCAUCUGUGUCUUUAAUCUGGGCUGACUAAAGUCCUUUAAGCGGAAAUCCUGCUUAUUCCUCAGGCAGAUUAGGAGCUCUGCCAUUGAGGAUGAUGCUGGAGGAUGUUCCUGAUAGGGAUGAGGCCUCUUUUCAGAAAGAACAGUCAAGGUCCUCUGAAACCCCCUGCCUUCUUUCUUAUGCUUUUUUGCCUUCUUUUGCUCCCUAUAAGUGGUUCUAAAUGGAUGCAGAUGGCAUCUCCUGAGUGUCCACAGGGCUGUGCUGUUGUCUUUGGACAGGCCUCAGAAUGUGAGAGCAUCUGCGUCCCUCUGUAUUUACAGGUCCCUCUGUAGGGAAGAAAGUCUCCUUCGGUUCCAUUGGAAUGGCCUAUUCCUCAUUGCCUGAGCGGGGGAGGCAGCCUUGGCUGUUUUUAAAUGUAUUCUUCCUCUGCUGGAAAUUUGUAGGGCACCUCUGUGAACUGCCUUCUCACACCAUACUGUAUAAUUAACUCUUACUAAUCUUGGAGACUGUAUUCAGUGGGAAGAUUCCCUUAAAAAGUUGUUAAAUGCUAGGGAGAGGCGUAGAGGAUGCCUGCCCAAGCUCUGGAUUCUGCUCUGACCUAUCGCCAUCAGGAAUCAGCAGCAUAUGGCAAACACAGAAAUUGGCCUUGCUGUGGAUUUCUGUUUGAAGAUGAUGCAGGAGGACAUUCUGCCCAGGUCUCCUUCCUCUGCUGGCAUUGGUGUGGGGCUAAUGCAGGGGUCAACAAACUUUUUCAGCAGGGGGCCGGUCCACUGUCCCUCAGACCUUGUGGGGGGCCGGACUAUAUUUUGAAAAAAAAUAUGAAUGAAUUCCUAUGCCCCACAAAUAACCCAGAGAUGCAUUUUAAAUAAAAGGUCCCUGGAGCCGGAAUGCCCACGGGCAAAAGGCAGAUCGUGCCGUUGUUGUUUUUUUAAGAAAGAGCUAAAGGCUAACAAGAGGGAAUGAGCUGAAAGGAACCCGCUCAGCAGCUGAUUGCAAGAGAUGGGGAGGGAGAUAAGAGAGCUAGCUCCCUUCCCGGCCCCUCCCAGCCGCUUGCCUAGGCCUCAAUUGUUGUCUGCAGAGGGAGGAAUGUGACUGGCUGAUUAGAUUAUCUGUCUGGAAACUGUAGAAAUGGAUCCCUUUCCUAGAGAAGUUGCAGAACUGUGAGUUGAACCCCAUAAAAACAGGAUUUUUUCCCUUUGCAAGGAAACUCAGCAACUUUGAGCUGAUCCUUAAAAAUGGAGCUUUCCCCCUUUGCAAAAGAAGCUUCCUCAAAUAUUUAAUGGGGAGGGGCAAAGGCACCUAGGCCUCUAGGAGUUGGCUGCUAUGUCUAGGUCAAUUCAAGAAAGCAAAAAAAAAUUCUUGUUUUCCUCCUCUAAAAACUAGGUGCAUCCUAUGGUCAGGUGUGUCCUAUGGAGUGAAAAAAUACGAUAUUUAGUGUUAGCUCUGGCAGUGUGACCAAACCAUAGUGCUAGUGCAAUGGCAUGUUUGGUGAAUGAUGUGCAUCUUCUGCGUGGAGAGGAGCGUGAGUCAGUUUAUGUCAAGAACUUGCACAUGAUAGAGAAGUCACUGUGUCAUAUGUGUUAAUAAAAAGAUGACUGGGUCUCUUGCAUUUAUCUUUUGGAUAACUUCUGAAUCAGCCAGGAGGAUAUACAUAUCUUUCCACAACUUCCAAUUUCUUUUCUUUUUAAAAACGUAGUUUGUACUUAUAGCCUUGGGCUGGCUUAGUAGCCUUGCAGCCAAGAGGAUGAGCAGGUCCAGGUCUACAUAGCUAGAAUGGUGCUUCAUCUUUGCUCCACAUCAUUCAUUGGGCCCAUAAUUUUCUUUUUCCUCCAGAAGGACCCAGAGCUCGUCUUAAAGCAUGCUUUGGUAUUUGAAUGGCAGGGGAGAAACAGCUGCAACUUCCCUUGCUCAAUGCAGUGCUACGAUGGCUCCGUGCACUGAGUCUCCCUCUGCCCUACUAAAAGCACAAGAAAAGAUGGGAAGUCUGUUGUUGUUUAGUCGUUUAGUCGUCUCCGACUCUUCGUGACCCCAUGGACCAUAGCACGCCAGGCACUCCUGUCUUCCACUACCUCCCGCAGUUUGGUCAGACUCACGUUGGUGGCUUCGAGAACACUGUCCAACCAUCUCGUCCUCUAUCGUCCCCUUCUCCUUGUGCCCUCCAUCUUUCCCAACAUCAGGGUCUUUUCCAGGGAGUCUUCUCUUCUCUUCUCAUGAGGUGGCCAAAGUAUUGGAGCCUCAGCUUCAGGGUCUGUCCUUCCAGGGAGCACUCAGGGCUGAUUUCCUUCAGAAUGGGUAGGUUUGAUCUUCUUGCAGUCCAUGGGACUCUCAAGAGUCUCCUCCAGCACCAGAAUCCAAAAGCAUCAAUUCUUUGGCAAUCAGAUAGGAAGUCUACAGGGUUAGAAUUGUUUUCUGUCGUUUGUUUCAGAGCAAAUGUCAGGUGGAUGGAGCAUUUCAAUAGGGGCAGAAAGUUAUUCUUGGCAAUCAGUAGAGCUUCAGUUACCAGUGGAACUAAACCUUGGUUGGAAAUCAGGAGAAUGUUUAAGUUGCAUAGCAAUCCCCCCUUAAGUAUGUAGUUAAUUACCCUUCUAAGGGUGAAAUGUGCUAAUUGAUUCUAUGACUCAUUUUAAAAAAUGUGCCUGAGGGUCAGGGGUUGUCUUGUCCUGAUGGAGCAGGGUAAGAAGCAUUCACAUUUUAAUACGUUUUUUGGCCAGUUUUCAAAAUGAAAAAGAUUCCCAAGGCAACCACUGUAAAAAUGAAUGUCCACCUUAAAACAAUAAUGGCCAUACCAGAUCUAGAAUCGGGUGUGUUUGCCAAUUAACCCAGAACGUGAUUCAGUUGGUAUGAAUCUGUGCAAUAUCCUGAUUUCAGAGCAGCAAAGCUACUCCCGAAAACAAUAUAAUUUUCCCCUCCCCUUUUCUCUCAACAGUGCAGAUCAAGCCCUAGAUAGAUUUGCUGUGAAGAAAUUCUUUGAUGAUAAGGCUUUAAUGCAACCAUCCCAGAAAAGUAGUGUGGGGCCAGAGAAUAAAAACAGAGUCUGUAUCGGAGUGGAACCAGCCCAGCUGCCGAAGGGAGAUAAUAUGCUGAAGUGCUGCCAUAAAAAAUAUGGAUGUACCACCUGUGAUAUUUUCCACCUGCAGUUCCACACAGGGGCUGUUCAAGGAUAUAGUCUGGUGUUUGACAAAGAGGACUUGGAUAAUGCAAACACAGGUGAACAUUUCCCUGAUUAUGGAAAAGUUGAACUGUUGUUUUCAAGAUCCUCAGAAAGAAUCCAAGGAUGUGAAGAGCUACAGAAUGGCCAUGGUGUGCUAGUGGACUCCAGCUGUUCAGAUCCACUGAUUUGCUGGGAUUCUUACGAAAAUAUGAGUGCUGAUGAGGAAGUGCUGCACACCCAGGGCCCCACGGGUGGCAACUUGUAUGCUAAAGCAAGGAAGAGAAGCUGCUGUGAGAGCCGCCUUCCUCGCAGGGCCCCGGCUGCUGCAUUUACCAGCCCUGACCCCAGGGACUAUGCCUUGUCUGUGGGCAGCGACUCAGGACACUCUACAGCCUCUAUAAGGACGGACCAGACUGAAGAGCGUUCCCUGCCAGAAACCAAGGGUGUCCUGAGCCCCCUAGAGAAAGAGGGGCUGGAGCAAUUGCUGAGCGGCCUUGGUCUGCAGAACUCAGCCAGUCCUGCUGAGGAUAUGACCGAUGCCCAAAGCACGUUCAGUGGGACUCGCCACAUAGUAGUGCCCGCCCAGGUUCAUAUGAAUGGAGGUGCCGAGCACAAGGACAGGGAAACAGACAUUCUGGACGACGAGGUGCCCAGUCACGACCUCCACAGUGUGGGCAGCCUUGGGACUUUGUCCUCCUCCGAAGGGCAGCAUUCCAACCACCUUGGGAACUUCCGCUGCCACAAAAGCAGCCAGAAUUCUCUCCUGUCAGAUGGCUUUGGAAGCAAUGCUUUGGAGAAGGAGUACUGCAACACUCUGGUCCCAGAUCUGGACAUUGAUGGAGAGCCCAGGUAUGAGAGGCACUUUGGAGGCACCGACCCAAAGCAAUCUCAGCAGCUGCUGAGGAAUACUGCCGUUUCCACCAAGCCACAGGCCUACAGCCUCAGUGGAUACCCAACCCAGACAUGGGUGCGGGAACAGCAAAUGGUCAUCGCUCACCAGUACGCUUACAGCCCAGAGAAUGAAGUCCGGCUUGGUAUUUGUGGUGUGGCUGAGAACUCGGGCAACCUGCGCAGCCAAGCCAGAGGUCCAGAUACCCCUCCCCGGGGGUCCAGCAGCAGACAUGCUGUGCAGAGGAGUCUCGGGAGUAUGCUACCCUCCAGCAAGAUCGCCCAAAUCCCUGGCCCCGAGGUUUUAAAAUUACAACACAAUCUUGAACUGGGAUUGAACACAGGGAACGAUUCAGCAGGCUUGCCAUCCUCCCCCACCCUGGAGAUGGAUCAGUCCAUUGAGCAGCUUAAUAGGUUAAUUUUAGAACUGGACCCAACAUUUGAGGCUAUUCCCACAUGUAUCAAGACAAUCGGCAGAGACACAGGGCAGCUGAAUGGCCUCGCAAGCCCUAAAAUGGACAUGGGAGGGUUUGGGAUGAGCUCCAGAUUCCAUGGGAAGGCAGAGGUCCUGGACGGAAACCGGCCUCAGCAGGGCUCUCAAGCAGAUGACAUAUUGAGUGGACUAAACAAGAAGUUAAGCCUGGCACAGUAUGAGAACAAUGUCUCAGCACAGCCAUUAUAUCCAAAGUGUGAACGGAUGGCGCCUUCUGCAGAAAGACUAGGUUCAUACAGGCCUGGAGGGGAGUCAAAUGAGAGGAGUGUUGAACACUAUCAGGAAGACCUGGAUGAAGCAGACAGCAGGAUCUUCUCACCAACAAAAAUUUGGAAUGAAACGCUCCAAACGACUCCAGCAUUCCCAGUAUCACCAGAGACUCCCUAUGAACCCCAGAGUUACGUGGAAGGCCUCAGUCAUUCCACUGUGAAGCCUGAAAGCCCCACAAGCCCAAAUCCUGCUUUGUUGCGGACAGAUCCUUCCUGUCGGCAGCCUUUUGCAGCUGUGUGCUCAGUCCCAUGUCAUCGCCCUGCCCAGCAAGGAGACAGUCCAACUGAACAAGUUUGGCAGCAAAACAGUUCUCAAUCCUCCUCAACAUCCCAGUUUUCUGGAAUAAAUGACAGCAAGUUUAUAGGAAAUUAUCUCACAUCUCCAGAGUUUUCUGUUCCUGUUCAAGAUUGCUCACGCAUGUCUCACUUCCAGAUCAAGGGACUUCGAGCUAGGUCAUUUAACAGCCAGGAAAAUUUGUCAUUGGGGCAGCAGCAGGAACCUGGGGCAAAUGCCAACACCCAAACAUUCCUCACUUCUGGAGGGAUCAGUGCCAACAGCUGCCAGCCACUGGUGGAGAUACAACCUGCUUUUGCGUCAAAUGGCAAUCAUGUGUCUACCCAAACUCAGAAAUCUCCAGGGGACAGUGACAUUUUGCCGCACAGUUUUCUUGCAACAACUUUUGGGCACAACAGCCAAAGCAGUGCAAAUCAACAAAGUCAUGGAAUCAACAUGCACCCUCAGCCCCCUCUUCCAGAGAAGAAGAGGACAUCGGAGGGAGAACGUUCUUUCAGCUCCAUCUCACCAUCUUCGAGUGGCUUCUCCAGCCCAAACAGUGGAAGCACCAUCAGCAUUCCAUUCCCAAACGUUCUCCCAGAUUUCUCUAAAGUUCUAAACACUUCACCAUUGCCAGAAAAUACAGCCGACAAGCAGGUGACUGUGAAGUUUGUCCAAGACACCUCCAAGUUCUGGUACAAACCGGAGAUUUCAAGAGAGCAAGCCAUUGCUGUCCUGAAGGACAAGGAGCCUGGAUCCUUCAUUGUCCGUGACAGCCACUCUUUCAGGGGAGCCUAUGGCCUUGCCAUGAAAGUGGCUAUACCUCCUCCUUCAGUGCUGCAGCUGAACAAGAAAGUUGGAGAUCUGUCUAAUGAACUUGUCAGGCAUUUCCUGAUUGAGUGCACCCAUAAGGGAGUGAGGUUGAAAGGAUGCCUCAACGAGCCAUAUUUUGGGAGUUUGACAGCCUUGGUGUAUCAACAUUCCAUUACUCCUCUGGCCCUGCCCUGCAAGCUGCUCAUCCCAGACCAAGACCCCCUGGAGGAGAUACCCGAAAGCUCUCCGCAGACGGCUGCAAACUCUGCUGCAGAGCUUCUGAAGCAAGGGGCAGCAUGCAAUGUUUGGUACCUGAAUUCGGUUGAGAUGGAGUCCCUCACUGGUUAUCAGGCAGUGCAGAAGGCCCUGAGUUUAACCCUGGCUGAAGAGCCGCCUCCUGUCUCUACUGUGGUCCAUUUCAAAGUGUCUGCACAGGGCAUCACACUGACGGACAACCAGAGAAAGCUCUUCUUCAGGAGGCACUAUCCAGUCAACACUGUUAUUUUCUGUGCUUUGGAUCCACAGGACAGGAAAUGGAUGAAAGAGAGCCUUUCAGCAAAGGUGUUUGGGUUUGUUGCAAGGAAACAAGGAGACAGUGCAGACAAUGUCUGCCACCUGUUUGCAGAGAAUGAUCCAGAGCAGCCUGCCAGUGCCAUUGUCAACUUCGUCUCAAAGGUCAUGAUAGGCUCCCAGAAGAAGAACUAAGCGCUUCCAACCGAGUGCUGCAGACGAACUCACAGGAAGGAUGUGGAGGCAAACUGUUGUGAGAUUAUGGCCCCUCAGCCUGCACCUAGCGGUUUCCCAAGACGACAUUCCACAUCCAAGGACUGCCAUCAGUAACAUCACCUGACCUUUUGACAUACAAGUGCAAAAUUAAGCAAAGAAGGGAGCUAGAAGUCAGCAAGAUCCCUAAAGCCCAUAUCUGAACAAAUUUUGGAAGAAAGAAAAAGUAUGGGAGCCAAUAGUAUUUUUCAUGUGCGGCGUUCUGAUUUUUCGCUAGAAUCAUAGAAUUGUAGAGUUGGAAGGGCCUCAAGAGUUAUCUAGUCCAACCCCCUGCCAUGCAGGUAGAAUGGAAGGCGGGAGGCACAUUGCUUUUAGCUGGAAUUCUUGCUAGGAAACACACAAUCAGGGGCAGAACUGAACUUACAGAAAUCACAAAGAGAACAGCCUCUGGGUGCAUUUGUAGGGAAGAAGUGGUAGCUACAGUCUGGGAUAUAAUUGCAGGUUCUUCUUUGAAAGUGCAUUAGUGUUAUCUCAGCAAAUUCAGCUUUGGAAAUGCAUUUGCUGAUACAACAUAUAUUUCCACCUGUAAAUAAUUGUUGUCGUUUCAUUGAUGAUAGCCAUGGCCAUGCUCUUCCCUUGUUUUCACAUAACAAUCAAACUUUAAAUGGAAAAGUGUUAUGUUCAGAGGAAAUUGGUGCAGAUAUAUUUGGGCUGGUGCAGAGGGAUAGAGAGGUUUCUGGACUGCAACAAGAAGGGUAAGGAAGCUUGGGUGCCUUUAAUUUAAUUGAAGGUAAAUGGGAGGGACUGGUUAAAAAGAAAAAUGCAAUGCAUGUUUGUCAUGUUAUUUUCACAUUGCUUCUUAUACGAAGAAUUUAAGUAGGGAAUAUAACUCUUCAUGGUUGCAGGAUACAAAGGAGGGGGAAAGCACACAAGAGAACAUUUCUGUAUAAUUUAUAAUAUAUUGCUGUAGUCAGACUAUUUAUAGCAGGCGUGGAGAACCUGUGUGCCUCCACCUGUUGCAGGACGGCAACUGCUAUCAGUCCAAGCCAGGAAGGCCGAUGGUCAGGACAAUGGGAGUUGUAGUCCAGUGAUAUCUGGAGGUGCCACAGGUUGCUCAAGCCUUGUGGCACAAAGUAGGCAUCUCUGUUGUAUAGCAUUCUAAUUAUGAGCUUCCUGUUGAAGGCACCGUUCAUUAUGAUAGGACUUGGGCAGAAGAUCCAUUCAAUCCCUGAACUGAAUGGGGGUUCUACUGCAGCACCACUUGGAGCAAUGCUUUUUUAAUGUAUCCUGUAUUCCUUCAGUAGCAGAGACUUCGCUUGAGCCUCCCUGUAGGAAGUAGUUUUGUAUUCCGACUUUAAAAGCAGUAAAUAUUUUCAUAUUAUUUUCUAUUACUUAAAAUGAUUGUUAUGAAAUCCAAUUUGUAUGGAUGGUUUUUAAGCUGAUUUUUAUUUUUAAAAUCUGGACUAAAUAAAACGUAAAGAGGAAAAAAUA
This is a messenger RNA of Zootoca vivipara (common lizard), 8218 nucleotides long. The record is from RefSeq and is a predicted model, not a curated record. NCBI's taxonomy places the organism in Eukaryota, Metazoa, Chordata, Lepidosauria, Squamata, Lacertidae.